GGUGAGUGAGAGCUAUCCAGAGCUCUCUUGAUAUCCAUCUGACCUUCAUAAACAACCGCUUACCCUCCUUCUUCUCCUCCUCUUAACACCUUCUCUUCUAUUCAUCAAACAACUUUCUCUUGUCCGACACCAAGAGAUCCUACGGUACUCAACAACCCUCACAUUCCACCCACCCCCACCAAGUAAACAAUGGAAUUCCCCUCCAUCCGCAACCUCGCAACCCUUUUCUCCCAGCUCCCGCUCUUCUCCUCACCCCAAGCCUCCUCCUCCUCCUCCUCCUCCGCCGCCGCCAUCCAACCCUUCGCAGACACCCCCUCCUGUCCCAUCGACAGCCCAACCUCCUGCCAAUCCGACUCCGAACCCAGCUGCUGCUUCGUCUACCCCGGCGGCCAACUCCUCCAAACCCAAUUCUGGGACACGAACCCCACCGUCGGCCCCAGCGAUUCCUGGACCUUACACGGGCUCUGGCCCGACCUCUGCGACGGCACCUACGACCAAUUCUGCACCUCCGCGCCCCAAUACCACAACAUAACAUCCAUCAUCUCUGCCUCGAACAACACCUUGCUCCUCGCCGACAUGGAAAAAUACUGGCUCCCGAACCGCGGCACAUUGGAACAUUUCUGGCAGCACGAGUGGAACAAGCACGGGACGUGCAUCAACACAUUAUCCCCCUCCUGCUACGGUUCCAACUACUCUCCCGGUCAAGAAGUGGUAGAUUUCUUCGCUAGGGCCGUGGAGCUGUUUAAGGGGUUGGAUACGUAUAAAGCGUUGGAAGCUGCUGGUAUCGAACCUUCGUAUCGGAAAAAAUACACGUAUGCUGAAAUCGAAGACGCUCUUACCAGUGUGACGGGCAGCGCGGUGGUGUUGGGGUGUAGUAGAGGGGGCGUGUUGGAUCAGGCGUGGUAUAGUUUUCAUGUGAAGGGGAAUUUGCAGGGGGGCGAGUUUGUGGCGACGCCGCCGGCGGGGAAGGGGGGGAGGGGGAGUUGUCCGGAGAGGGGGAUAAGGUAUUUGCCUAACUUUUGCUGGGUAUGGUAUGAAUAG
Mollisia scopiformis is the source of this 1041-nucleotide messenger RNA. RefSeq names its product ribonuclease T2. Bases 190 to 1041 code for a protein of 283 amino acids. Gene Ontology annotation, cellular component: extracellular region. NCBI's taxonomy places the organism in Eukaryota, Fungi, Ascomycota, Leotiomycetes, Helotiales, Mollisiaceae. The record is from RefSeq and is a predicted model, not a curated record. The transcript has 3 exons. Gene Ontology annotation, biological process: RNA catabolic process. Gene Ontology annotation, molecular function: ribonuclease T2 activity; RNA binding.